AUGGUUAAGACGCUUUCCGUGUUUGCUGCCGCCCUUUUGGCGGCAGUGGUAGAAGCCAAUCCCUACCCGCCUCCUCACUCCAACCAGGCGUAUUCGCCUCCUGUCUAUCCCUCCCCAUGGAUGGACCCCAAGGCCCCAGGCUGGGAGCAAGCCUAUGCUCAGGCUAAGGAGUUUGUUUCGGGGUUGACUCUCAUGGAGAAGGUCAACCUCACCACCGGUGUUGGUUGGAUGGGUGAGAAGUGUGUUGGAAACGUUGGUACCGUCCCUCGUCUGGGCAUGCGAUCUCUUUGCAUGCAGGAUGGCCCUCUUGGUCUCCGAUUCAACAGGUACAACAGCGCUUUUGCUACUGGCUUGACCGCCGCCGCCAGCUGGAGCAGACACCUCUGGGUUGACCGUGGCACUGCUCUGGGCAGUGAGGCCAAGAACAAGGGUGUUGAUGUUCUUCUCGGACCCGUUGCUGGUCCUCUCGGCCGCAACCCCAACGGAGGUCGUAACGUCGAGGGCUUCGGAUCUGAUCCUUACCUGGCAGGUUUGGCUCUGGCCGAUACCGUCACUGGUAUCCAGAAUGCUGGUACCGUGGCCUGCGCCAAGCACUUCCUCCUCAACGAACAGGAGCAUUUCCGCCAGUCUGGAGAAGCUAAGGGCUACGGAUACCCCAUCUCCGAGUCUCUGUCAUCCAACGUUGACGACAAGACCAUUCACGAAGUCUACGGCUGGCCUUUCCAGGAUGCCGUCAAGGCUGGUGUUGGCUCCAUCAUGUGCUCGUACAACCAGGUCAACAACUCAUACGCUUGCCAGAACUCCAAGCUCCUCAACGGACUGCUCAAGGAUGAGUACGGUUUCCAAGGUUUCGUCAUGAGCGAUUGGCAGGCUCAGCACGCUGGUGUCUCCACGGCUGCUGCCGGUCUUGACAUGACCAUGCCUGGUGAUACCUCAUUCAACACUGGUGUCUCUUACUUUGGCAGCAACCUGACCCUUGCUGUCAUCAACGGCACCGUUCCCGAGUGGCGUAUUGACGACAUGGUGAUGCGUAUCAUGGCGCCCCUCUUCAAGGUUGGCAAGACUAUUGACAACCUCGUUGCCACCAACUUUGACUCUUGGACCGAUGGAGAGUAUGGCUACGUCCAGGCCGCCGUAAAGGAGAACUGGGAGAAGGUCAACUACGGUGUCGACGUUCGUGCCGACCACGCCCACCACAUUCGUGAGGCUGGUGCCAAGGGAACCGUUAUUCUCAAGAACAACGGCAUCCUGCCCCUCAACAAGCCCAAGUUCCUUACCAUUGUCGGUGAGGAUGCUGGCGCCAACCCUGCUGGUCCCAACGGCUGUGGUGACCGCGGCUGCGAUGAUGGCACUCUUGCCAUGGAGUGGGGUUCUGGUACCACCAACUUCCCCUACCUCGUCACCCCCGACACUGCUAUCCAGAACCAGGCUCUCCAGGAUGGAACUCGCUACGAGAGUCUCUUCAACAACUACGCCACGUCUCAGAUCCAGUCCCUUGUCAGCCAGCCCGAUGCCAUCGCCAUUGUCUUUGCCAAUGCUGACAGCGGUGAGGGUUACAUCAACGUCGACGGCAACGAGGGUGAUCGUAAGAACUUGACCCUCUGGAAGAACGGCGAUAACCUCAUCAAGACUGUUGCUGCCAACAACGCAAAGACCAUUGUCGUUGUUCACUCGACUGGCCCUGUCAUCCUGAAGGACUACGCCGUCCACCCCAACAUCUCUGCCAUCGUCUGGGCCGGUACUCCUGGCCAGGAGUCUGGUAACUCUCUUGUCGACAUUCUGUACGGAAAGCAGAGCCCCGGCCGUUCCGUCUUCACCUGGGGUCCUUCUCUGGAGAGCUAUGGUGUCGGUGUUAUGAUGACUCCCAACAACGGUAACAACGCUCCUCAGGAUGACUUCUCCGAGGGCGCCUUCAUUGACUACCGCUACUUCGACAAGGUGGCCCCCGGCAAGCCUCGCAGCUCUGACCAGGCUCCCACUUACGAGUUCGGCUUCGGACUGGGAUGGUCAACCUUCGAGUUCUCCAACCUCCACAUCCAGAAGAACAACGUUGGCCCGCUGAACCCGCCCACCGGUAAGACCAUUGCGGCUCCCUCCCUGGGCACUUUUAGCAAGAACCUCAAGGACUAUGCUUUCCCCAAGAACGUCCGCCGAAUCAAGGAGUUUAUCUACCCCUACCUGAGCUCCACCAGCUCUGGCAAGGAGGCAUCUGGCGACUCCCACUACGGCCAGACUGCCAAGCAGUUCCUCCCUGCUGGAGCCACCGACGGCAGCCCUCAGCGUCGCUCUCCCGCCUCUGGUGAGCCCGGCGGCAACCGCCAGCUGUUCGAUGUCGUCUACACCAUUACCGCCACCAUCACCAACACCGGCAAGGUCAUGGACGACGCUGUUCCUCAGCUGUACCUGAGCCACGGUGGCCCCAACGAGCCUCCCAAGGUUCUGCGUGGCUUUGACCGUAUUGAGCGCAUUGCUCCCGGCCAGAGCGUCACCUUCAAGGCUGACUUGACUCGCCGUGACAUUUCCAACUGGGACACUAAGACUCAGCAGUGGGUUGUCACCAAGUACCCCAAGACUGUCUACGUCGGCAGCUCGUCCCGAGACCUGCCCCUCAGCGCCCGCCUGCCAUGAGCGGCGGCGAGGGUAUAGUUAUGAUGUGAAUGUUUUUUCUUGUAUAAAUAGCAAAUAGUGUUAAUUCAGAUUAAUGAAACACACAUGAUACC
This is a messenger RNA of Trichoderma virens Gv29-8, 2720 nucleotides long. RefSeq names its product glycoside hydrolase family 3 protein. The transcript has 3 exons. Bases 1 to 2628 code for a protein of 875 amino acids. The record is from RefSeq and is a predicted model, not a curated record. Gene Ontology annotation, molecular function: beta-glucosidase activity. Gene Ontology annotation, biological process: glucan catabolic process. Lineage: Eukaryota; Fungi; Ascomycota; Sordariomycetes; Hypocreales; Hypocreaceae.